Oryctolagus cuniculus (rabbit) is the source of this 6761-nucleotide messenger RNA. NCBI's taxonomy places the organism in Eukaryota, Metazoa, Chordata, Mammalia, Lagomorpha, Leporidae. The record is from RefSeq and is a predicted model, not a curated record.
GGAUCCCGGCCAGUCAGCUCGUCCCAGCCUCGCGCCCCUCCUCUCCCCCCCCCAAAUAAACAGCCCUCCCCACGCCUCGGGAGCCGGACCGCCCCCUUCCUCCCUCGGCCGGCGUGCGGUGAGGGAGAGUGCGAGCGGCCGAGCGCGGGCCAGCGGCCGAGCUCCGGGGGCGCCAGAGGCGGCGCGGCGCGGCGGGCCGGCCGGGCGUCGCGUGUGCGUGCCGGGGCGCGAGCGAGGGCCCGUCGCGAGCCGCCGGCGGCCCCACGCCGACGACCCCGAGGAGCGGCGGGCGCGAGCCAGCCGCGGAGGGGCGCCGGGCCCGCGCGCGCGCACGCACGCACGCACGCGGGGGGCGGGGGCAGGCGCGCACCCGCCUGUCGCGACAGUCGGGGCCGAGGCCCAGGGGGAGGUGGCCUGUCGCAGGUCGCCCGGCUCCCGGAGGCGAGGGGGGCGCGGGCGGAUGGCGGAAGGCGCCCAGCCGCAGCAGCCGUCUCAGCUCGGGCCCGGCGCCACUGCCCGGGGCAUGAAGCGGGAGUCGGAGCUGGAGCUGCCGGUGCCCGGAGCGGGAGGAGACGGAGCCGAACCCGGCCUGAGCAAGCGGCCGCGCACCGAGGAGGCGGCGGCCGACGGCGGCGGCGGGAUGCAGAACGAGCCUCUGACCCCAGGUUAUCAUGGAUUCCCAGCGCGGGACAGCCAGGGUAACCAGGAGCCAACAACAACUCCUGACGCGAUGGUUCAGCCUUUUACCACCAUCCCAUUUCCACCACCUCCACAGAAUGGAAUUCCCACAGAAUACGGAGUGCCACACACUCAGGACUAUGCCGGACAGACCAGUGAGCAUAACCUGACCCUCUAUGGAAGUACGCAAGCCCACGGGGAGCAGAGUAGCAACUCACCCAGCACACAGAAUGGAUCUCUCACGCAGACAGAAGGCGGAGCACAGACAGACGGCCAGCAGUCACAGACACAAAGUAGUGAAAAUUCAGAGAGUAAAUCCACCCCUAAAAGACUGCAUGUCUCCAAUAUUCCUUUCCGCUUCCGGGACCCUGACCUCCGACAGAUGUUUGGGCAGUUUGGCAAAAUCCUAGAUGUAGAGAUAAUCUUUAAUGAACGCGGCUCUAAGGGAUUCGGGUUCGUAACUUUCGAGAAUAGUGCUGAUGCAGACAGGGCCAGGGAGAAAUUGCACGGCACCGUGGUAGAGGGCCGUAAAAUCGAGGUGAAUAAUGCUACAGCACGCGUAAUGACCAACAAGAAGAUGGUCACACCAUAUGCAAACGGUUGGAAACUAAGCCCAGUGGUCGGCGCUGUCUACGGCCCCGAGUUGUAUGCAGCAUCAAGCUUCCAAGCAGAUGUGUCCCUAGGCAACGAAGCAGCAGUGCCCCUCUCAGGACGAGGGGGCAUCAACACUUACAUUCCUCUAAUCAGUCUCCCUUUAGUUCCUGGCUUUCCCUACCCAACUGCAGCCACCACGGCGGCCGCUUUCAGAGGAGCCCAUCUGAGGGGCAGAGGGCGGACGGUGUACGGUGCAGUCCGAGCGGUACCUCCAACAGCCAUCCCCGCCUACCCAGGUGUGGUUUACCAGGACGGAUUUUACGGUGCUGACCUCUAUAUAGAAUCUGCAAACUGCUUCAGAUCAAACAGGGUGGAUAUGCAGCCUACAGAUACGCACAGCCCGCUACUGCGACCGCAGCCACAGCCGCGGCCGCCGCCGCUGCCGCCUACAGCGACGGCUAUGGCAGGGUGUACACAGCCGACCCCUACCAUGCCCUUGCCCCUGCCGCUAGCUAUGGAGUUGGCGCUGUGGCGAGUUUAUACCGAGGUGGCUACAGCCGAUUUGCCCCCUACUGAAGUGACGUGAGACCCUGCAAGUGGGACAGCCCCCAGUCCAUGAGGCCUGGCUAUUGCAAUAUUUACUAAGUAGAGGAACUCUAUAGCAAGAUGAAGAGGAAAGCAAACACACACACAAAAAAAAAAAAAAACACAAAAAAAAGAGAAUACUUUUUUAUACCUCACUAUGUUCUUUGAAUAUGUAUUUUUCCUUUAAAUUUCUGCCUUUAAUUCUUUUGUUCCAAAGAUUGUGCAUUUUUUUCUUUCUUUUUUUUCUUUUUUUAACUGUGGUAAAAAAAAUAAUAAUGCAUUUCCAUGUCUGUAUGUCCGUGCUUAGCUUAUUCUGUCAGUCACGGAAGAGGAAGUGAAUGAGGAAGGAGAGACAUUAGGAGCUGAUAAAUGCAUCUGAUCAGAAAUCAGCAGACAGAAUUACCAAAGUGUUUCUGGUGCAGACUGGACGAGAUUUUCCCACAACAGCGUCGUCUUCCGGUCUUCUGAGUGUCUGGGCUUUGGCAGGCGAUUCUGAUUGGCUGUGGCUGGAAUCCACCUGCUGACGCAUAGGAACCUGUGCUUGCCAGCAGGAGCCGGCUCCUCUUCCCCCCCUUCUCCCCCGUUCUUUUCACAGUCAUCUUACACACACAGCCUGAGAGGGUUGGCAGAGCUUCUGGAAUCCUAGCCUGAUCUUUCCAAACGUGCUCUCAGACUGUGGAUGGGAGACACCUCAUUAGAAAACCCGUCUCCGGGUGAGCUCUGGAGUAGGAAAGUGGUCGUUUCUUUUCUUUCCUGUAACCCUAGCGUUCCUGCUGGGCUGCUUCCCCUUCUGACUGAACCACGGCUUAGCUUUUCUCUUCUUUCAUUAACGUGCUGCUCCCACGUCCUCAAAUUCAGGAAUUUAGGAGCCAGGGACAGGAAGAACGAGUCGUCCAGGGCCAGAUUCCCCCACUCGCUGGGCCCAGAGCUGAGAAACAGUGAGAAGGGUGAGGACGAGGAGAGGAACCUUAGAUCUGCCGUUCCCGCUCUUUCUCUUGCAUCAGGAAGUCAGUACAGACAGAGCACAAAGGUAGAGUACAGAAUCUGGGGCAGGGAACGGCCCAGCGCCAGGCCAGCUGUCCCGGGAGUGUCGUGAGCAGGACGCGUCAGGGCAGCCAGGGCACGCUGUGCUCGCUCCAAAGCCAUAGGAAUUUUCAUCUUCCAGAGACUCUGGGAGGCCCUUCUCUGUCCACAGCCUUCAGCCCUCGUGGCUGUCCCAGCCUGCUUCUCGCCCUCCUCCAAAGACGGCCCGCUGAGCACCUGGACUUCUUGGUACACCUAACACCACAGGACUCGGGGCCGGAGCCCCUGAGCUUGCUCCCUCCCCGCAGCGGAGGGGGCGCGCACGGCAAGGAGCUUCCGUGUUGCCAGGAAGAGCAGUGAGUCACUGCUGUCCGGCUGUGGCUCCCCCUUGGUUAUGACCGAGGUAGGAGAGACAGCGCUUCUCUCCUAGGAUUGGACAGAGCCGACGGGGCAAGGCUCCCACGGCAUUUCCAGACGAAGGCAUUAGAACCUGGCAAAGCACGCCUGUUUGGCUCCCUGGCCGAUCCGCAUUGGUACUAGGGUGACCUUUCACCCCGGGGAUAGCUGCUAACGGAGCAGCAGAGACGUGGCGUUGCUGCUUUGUCAUGGGGCUGCUGGGAUCCCAUGUUUGCUCGCUCCUCUCCCACAUGUGUUCUUGACUGCCAGCUGGCUCACGCCCCGAAUUAGAAUGACUGACGUGCAGCAGCGUUGAGCCGGCUGUGCGCGGAGUGCUGCGUGCUGGGCGUGUGUACACAGAUGGCUUGGGGACGUCCCAGAGCCGUUCUCCAUCCUGGGGAGGACCCCGCUGCCCCUUGAGGGCGUCCCUCCCUCAAGCCCACGUCGGGUUUGUUGCUGUGCAGCCCAUUUCUGUUGCACAUGUAUAAAUAUUUUAGUUAGAGGAGAGGGAUAGGUCACAGUUCUAGGGCCUGGGGCGAGGAGGAGUUCCUCUUCCUUUGAUUUCAAGGGAGAACUUGUACUGACAAGGAAACAGAAGUUUGGGUCAUUCCCAGUCGGGGCCAUUCCCACGUACCCUGUGGCGGCGAGGCCCGGUUUUCCUUGGCUGUGUGCGUAGUAAGGGAGUGGGGGGUGCGUGUGAGACAGCCUCUCUUUCCAAGAAAGAGGUAAGGAUGACGGGGAGGUAGGGGAGGCAGCUCCACGCCCUGUGCAAGAGGCGGCUGGAGCGUGAGCUCCCUCGUGUGCAUUUCAGCUCAGCUGGUCCUGGCUGAGGCCCCACAGGCAAGCUCUGUUUCCCAGGAGGGCUCUGCUCCACGUUCAGUGCGCUGUGCAAUGCCGCUUCCUCCAGCUCCUUCCCUUAGCAAGGUGAAGUGCACGUCUGCUUUUUGCAAAGGGGACUUGGGUUUUCAGUGCUCAGAACAGUCGGGGCCCUCAUAAGCGUUUAGAUUUCACCUGUCGGCCGCCUCCUCCGCUUCCUCCUCCGCCGCCGCCUCCUCUCCCGCCUGCACUUUUGAACCGUGAGAGUCCGAACGUGAGCCCUGCCCAGGCCCGAGCUGCAGUGCGUGCUGCUGGCUCUUCUGUCGGGUUAGGAAGCAGCCAGACAGCUGGCGCGAGCUCAGCUCAGCGCUUUGGAGGAUGCUGGCUGGUGGUCCCAGAGAGCUCACCGAGCUGGGUCCCAGCACACGGCGAUGUUCUCAGCUUCACUGCUGUGGGUCGCCUGGACUUCCCGUGUGAAGCGGCUGCCCCCCAGACCGGCUUCCUUGCCUGAAUUCUCUCUCUCAGCCCGGAGAGCCUGCAGGUCUCCUCCAGAAUCCCUAGAGUCACUCAGUUCCACCCUCGAUUAACUGGGAUCUGCCAUGUGGUUCAUCAUUGUUGUGGCUCUGGGCUUUAACAGAAACUGCUAUCGCCGUCACCCUUCAACAGCCACUGGCUGAAUUCAAUCAACAUGGUUUUUUCCUUGAGAAAGAAGUAGACUGGGGCUCAGCUCCCAGCUUCGGGGGAGCGGAGGAGAGCUCGUGCGGAGAAGCCAGCGAAAGCAGCCGUCCCCGCAGCACGGACUCCUCAGGGCUCAACUGCUCUUAGCUUAGCUGACGCUCUCCCAGAGAUGUAGCAGCUGAGUCGGCUGAUCACCACCCCAUAAUAGUCACGAAGCUUCCAGAGCACGGGCGAAAGCAGGCCCAGGGAGACGCCAGAGCGCCCAGGGGCGUCUGAAAGGCACUGGGCGGGGAGGGGAGGCUCCCCGACCUGCGGCUCUCUGCAGCACAGUCCCAGGUCCCAUUGUGUUCAGUUUGCACUGUUUUAAGAUAGGAAACAGUUAGUGGGCAAGGUGACCAUCAGACGUGAAUUUGUGUGUUUUUAUUUUGUCAUGCUCUUGAGAAUGUUUGACCAUUUGUAGUAUGCACCAGUGAAACUUGAUUCUCUGUGACAUGCAACGCUGUCUACUUUCGGGAAAUGUUCCCUUCGAAAGCCUCCAGCCCUCUGCCUGCCCCGUGCACUUCCUCCGCGCUUGCUUUGCUGACCGCCCGGGCAGGAGCCAUCGGGAGCUGGACGGGAAACAGGGCCCUUCCCAGCAGGCUCUGGGUGUCCUCGCCAGCGGCUGCCCUCCAAGCGGGUGAGUGGGGGAGGGUCCCUGGCACCCUGCUUUGGAAAAAGGCUUCCACCCCAGACCGGGCUGCGGCCCGUCCUCAGCCUCCGCUCCCAUGCACCAGGCCUGAGGCGCCGGGGCAGCGCGCGAGCUCCCGGAGCUGGGCGCUUGGCUGGGGCGGCCGUGCCCUUGUCCACGUUACCGCAGCUGUAGCCAGGUACAGUUUACUCAGGAAAACGGUAGAUCAAUUCAGCCAUGGUAGUACUGGUUGGCAGGGGUCGGUAACUGAGACAAGCACCCGGCAGCCAAACACAGGCCUUGCCUUUAAGGAGACGGGCGGCCUGGGGACGAGGUCCUGUCCGUCUGGUGGUAGCACCGAGGGCUCCGCUCACCCUGGCGGGCAGAAAGGGAACAGGGGUUCUCUUCCCCCGCCCCUGCCGCCCUCACCAGAGCCCCAGGGGUGCACACGUUUUUGAAGUUUUAAGUGAAUUUUUUUGUUGUUGUUUGGUUUUUCCGGGGCCUGCUGAGUGCUUUAAGCUCCAAGCGGGGCGCAGUGAGCCUCGCCGCCCAGCGGUCCCCGUGUUUCUGUUCACAGUAUUGUGUGUGCGUGCUUGUGGGGCAGCCCCUGCGGGCUGUAGUACAUAGCGAGUGAUGACGUGACCCUCUUUUUUUCCCUAAGGGACAGGAACCGUUUUUUCUUGUGUUACAAUUCUGCUUGUGAGUAGCCGGACAAGCCGGGCUGCGUGCGGAGAGCACAGCCGAGCGGCCCUGCCCAAGUCUGAACUUUUCGGCCCAAAUCUUUGCCAGGCUCCCGAUGCCACAGAACCUCUCCUCCGCUCCCCACGGCGGGGACUGGCCCAUCCCCACACGCGCCACGCGGUCUUGCCAAGGCAAACAGGUACGGCGGGGCCGGGGGCCUCCCGUGGGAUGCUCGUGCAAUUGACAGCCACUCCGCUGCCCUUCCCCGCCCGCCCCCAGAAUCACGCCUGGGACACCCGAGCUGCUCGCCCAGGGUCCUGUUUCCCUGCUAACCACCGAGAAGCGCGCAGGGCUUUCUGGGCCGCGACCCCUCCCUUCUCGUUAAGAUCAUAAUUGUAUAGUAGCCGUCAGACCGUACAGUAUUCAUUGGGUUACUCCUAUUAUUAUCAAGUAGCUGGAAUUGUGAAGGUCGGAGUAGUUAGAUCUUAGCUUUUAUUCCUUAUUUUUUUUGUAUUACUCUCCAUGUGUAUAAAUUAUUGAUCAUGUUGCUGGCUUUUAUAAACUCUAAGCAGAGGAGGGGUACUGGCCCAGCCUUUGCAAACGGUAAUGAAGCACUGUUUUUAAAUAAAAGAGAGAAACACCA